Molecule: messenger RNA, 2923 nt
Organism: Copidosoma floridanum
Lineage: Eukaryota; Metazoa; Arthropoda; Insecta; Hymenoptera; Encyrtidae
Gene: l(2)gd1
Product: lethal (2) giant discs 1
Molecular function (GO): DNA-binding transcription repressor activity, RNA polymerase II-specific
Source: RefSeq, a predicted model, not a curated record
UUUGUGAUAAUAGAUUGAUGAUAUCAUAAAUCAUAAUAGUUAAAAAAAACUUGUACAGUCUCUCAUUUCUGCAAAAAUAAAGAUGUUUGGCAGAAAAAAGGAAGCUAAAAAGGAACGUCCUGCCAGGCCUGCAGGAAGUCUUGCUCAGUAUGGUAUUUUCGAGAUUCCCGAGAAUUUAGGCGAUCUUGGUGGCUCGAUAGACAUUGAUGAUGAUGACGAUGAUUUAGAAGCUGAAUUAGCUGCUCUUACUACUGGUGAUGAACCAAUUAAACCAAGAAGAAAAGCUCCAGUACCCCCAAAACCAGCUGUUAAUUUAGAUGACUUGAUCAACGAAAGCAUGAGAGACAUUAACUCUGACGAUGAAAUAUCUGGCAAUGAUGACGAUGAUGAUCCUGACUUAUUGAACGAAUUGAAAAAUCUUAAUGGGGAAUCAGAAGAUGAAUCAGUAGUAGAGCCUGAACAAAAAAAUGAUGCAGUAAAUGAUGUGAGUGAAAUUUCAAAGUUAUUGGAAGAACGUUUGUCGAUAUACAAGUUGGCAGAACAAAAAGCUAAGUUGGAAAAUGAGUCCAGCAAGGCCAGAAGAUAUAACAGGGGUGUCAAGACUUUAGAGCAUUUGUUAUCUUCUUGUAAACAUGGAGAACAAAUCGAUCAGUCGGAAAUUCCUCCUGUUUUGCCACCAUCUGCUACAAGAAAAGUUGAUGUACCAUCUGCAGCUCCAGAAGUACCUGCUGCACCUGAGUCAGUUCAAGAGCCUGCGGAAAUUAGUUUAACACCAGCCGUUCAACCAGAACCAAUAAAUCAAGAAACAACGACUCCUACAAUAGACGAGGCUACAUUAAAACUGCUAAAAAUUCGUCAGGAGGAGUAUAAAAAAGCUGCUUUGGUAUGGAAAAAGUCAGGAAAUCGAGAAGAAGCUUUAAAGCACAUGCAAAUACUAAAACAAUUUGAUGCUGCUUUUGAAGCAAUUUCUCAAGGUAAUAUAAUCGACUUAUCAGACAUGCCACCGUCACCUUCACUACCAAACUGCACUGUAGCUUCUGAAAGUGCGUUGGAAGAAAAUAAAGAAGAAAAUACGAAUCAGACAGCAUCUUUGGUUGAACCUAAUGUGCCUGCCUCAAGUGCAUCUGAAGUACCUGUUUCCUUAGAAACUGCCUUGAAAGAGCGUUUGGAAAUAUAUCGUCGUUCUAAAACGGUAGCCGAGAGCGAGGGAAAUUCAUCGAAAGCUCGAAGAUACGGCCGCAUUUGCAAGCAGUUUGAGGAUGCCCUUAAGCUCCAUGCGAGAGGAAAACCUCUACCUAUUGAUGAAUUGCCAACGCCUCCCGGAUUUCCUCCACUUACUGAAUUAGCAGGACCCAAACCUUCUCUACCAAAACCUACUGCUGAAGAAGUAUCUGAACAACCGGAAACACCGAAGCGUCUACCACCACCGCCACCAGCAGAAUCUCCUGGGGAAGCUGCAGCUUUAUCACCCAGUCCAGAAGAACCAGCAACACCUGUUGCUCCACUCCGAAAAAAUUCAGAUAAAAACAAAAAAUUAACAACUCGAGUGGAUAAACAAAUCGAAGCUUUGAAAAAUCGCCAGAGAGAACUGAGGUUAGCAGCCAAGACAGCUUUGAUAGCUGGAGAUAAGGAUUCGGCCAGAGAUUAUCUUAGACAGGCAAAGGGAAUUGAUCCGCUGAUCAACGUGAGUUUGAGCGGUUUACCUGUAGAUAUGAAUUCCAUUCCUUUAUCCCCUCAAGCAAAACUUGAUCUAAAAAAGUCAGAUUUGGAACCGGAAAAAUUAUCAGACGACAGUUUUACCGUGAUAACGUCGAUGGAUUGCUCUGAAGAAGCAACUGGUACCGAUCCGCAAAUUUACGAAAAUCUCGAAGAUCAGUUAAAAAAACAGAUCAAAUGGUGUUUGACUACGAGAGAUCAUUGCAAAGCUCUUGGAGACGUUCCAAGUUAUAACAAAUGGGAGAGACUUGCUUUAAAUUACACAAAAGAUUUGGAUAUGUUGAGGGUUCGAAAACGAGCAAAUUUAUCUCCCCCACAACAUCACUACGAAGUUAAAACUUACUCUAUUGUGCAAAGCUGCACAGAUAUGACUGAUGCUGAUGUAGAAAUUUCAAUCAUCAGAGGCAUAAAUUAUACUAAAGAAGUCGAUACUUACGUCAUGUUUGAAUUACCUUUGCCUCCUGACAGCACGUCAAGCGAUAGAACUUCAACCGUUAGGGACACUUGCAAUCCAGAGUACAAUACAACUUUUCCAUUAAAUGGAAUAAUCGAUCGCAAGUCACGGCAGUGUCUUAGAGUUUUCAAAAGACACGCACUGAAGUGUCAAGUCUGGUCGAAAGGAUGCUCGCUGAAUCCCAUCAUGUGUUGCACUCAUCCAAGAGGAUUUUUCCGAGCCGACAGUCUCGUUGGCACCGUAACUAUUAAGCUUCAACCUCUCGAGACAAAGUGCAUUCUACACGACUCGUUCCCCCUGAUGGAAGGACGCAAGGCAGUCGGCGGCAGUUUAGAAGUGAAGAUUCGACUUCGCAACCCGAUACUCACGAAGCAAAUCGAGCAAAAUACCGAUAAAUGGCUGGCCAUCGAUCACUAAGUCUUCACACGCGUUGUCCGGCUAUUCCGUGUGUGCGCUUACAAAGAAAAAGGUAUUUGAAAAUGUUAUUUCGCAAUGUUGUCUGCGAAACAUUUGUAAAUAUAAGUAUCAGUUAAUAGGGAUUAUUCCAAUGCUUUGUAAAACUCUGUGUACAUAUAAUUAGUUAUUUAUUUUCAUCAGAAGUUUGAAAGCGUCGAAAAAUCAAGUGAUUUUUCUAACGAAUGACUCGGAAAGUUCACAGCUGCUUGAAAGCCAUGGGUUGUCGUUAUUAUCAAAACAACGAAACGAUUGUCGGAGUUGUUUGUAUGAAUAUUGUUAAUUUUAUAUGCCCAUGAA